AUCAUGGCAAAUCUGAGCCGACCCUCUGAAUUUGUCCUCGUGGGCUUCUCCUCUUUCGGUGAGCUGCAGGUCCUCCUAUAUGGCCCUUUCCUCGUGCUCCAUCUCCUCUCCUUCAUGGGAAACACCAUCAUCAUCGUCAUGGUCAUAGCUGACACCCACCUACAUAUACCCAUGUACUUCUUCCUGGGCAAUUUUUCCCUGCUGGAGAUCUUGGUGACCAUGACUACGGUGCCCAGGAUGCUCUCAGACCUGCUGGUCCCCCUCAAGGUCAUCUCCUUCACUGGCUGCAUGGUCCAGUUCUACUUCUACUUUUCCCUGGGUUCCACCUCCUUCCUCAUCCUGGCAGACGUGGCCCUUGACCGCUUUGUGGCCAUCUGCCACCCACUGCGCUACGGCACUUUGAUGAGCUGGGCUGUGUGUGUCCGGUUGGCUGUGGCUGCCUGGGCAGCUCCCUUCCUAGCCAUGGUACCCACCGUCCUCUCCCGAGCUCAUCUCAGUUAUUGCCAUGGCAACGUCAUUAACCACUUCUUCUGUGACAAUGCACCUCUGCUGCAGCUGUCCUGCGCUGACACCCGCCUGCUGGAAUUCUGGGACUUUGUGAUGGCCUUGGCCUUUGUCCUCAGCUCCUUCCUGGUGACCCUCAUCUCCUACGGUUACAUCGUGACCACUGUGCUGCGGAUGCCCUCUGCCAGAGGCCUCCAGAAGGCUUUCUCCACGUGCGGGUCUCACCUCACACUGGUCUUCAUUGGCUACAGCAGCACCAUCUUCCUGUAUGUCAGGCCUGGCAAAGUGCACUCUGUGGAAGUCAACAAGAUCGUAGCCUUGGUGACUUCAGUCCUCACCCCCUUCCUCAAUCCCUUCAUCCUCACCUUCCGCAACGAGACAGUCAGGACAGUGCUCCGGGGGCAGAUACAGAGGCUGAAAGGACUUCACGGGGCACCGUGAUGAUCCCACGGGACCUGGCAGGGCUCGGUUGAGCAGUUCCGUGAGGA
Molecule: messenger RNA, 992 nt
Organism: Propithecus coquereli (Coquerel's sifaka)
Lineage: Eukaryota; Metazoa; Chordata; Mammalia; Primates; Indriidae
Product: olfactory receptor 6V1
Exons: 1
Coding region: 4-945 (313 amino acids)
Biological process (GO): G protein-coupled receptor signaling pathway
Cellular component (GO): membrane
Molecular function (GO): G protein-coupled receptor activity; olfactory receptor activity
Source: RefSeq, a predicted model, not a curated record